AUGCGCUUGGCCCAGGCGGGUAGUCUACGAGUGGGGUGGUCCACGACGAAAGUGGACCUUCUGAAGAAAAGACCCGUCCAGUGCUAUAAGUGCCUGGCUACUGGACACGUAAGAGAAAGAUGUCCAAGUGAUGUCGAUCGGUCGCUGAGCUGUUUCAAUUGCGGUACAGCGGGACACUUGGCCAGAGAGUGCAACAGACCGCCUACCUGCCCUAUUUGUAGGGAGGCCGGGCGGAGGUACGAUCACAGAGCUGGAUCGGAGGAAUGUCCCCCUUGCCCUCCCAAAAGAAACGCGAGUAUGAGCCCAAGGCCACAAAGAACACCGGCUAAUCGGAGUGACGUUGCCGGACCGAGUCGAGCGGAAUAG
Molecule: messenger RNA, 366 nt
Organism: Wasmannia auropunctata (little fire ant)
Lineage: Eukaryota; Metazoa; Arthropoda; Insecta; Hymenoptera; Formicidae
Product: cellular nucleic acid-binding protein-like
Exons: 1
Coding region: 1-366 (121 amino acids)
Molecular function (GO): nucleic acid binding; zinc ion binding
Source: RefSeq, a predicted model, not a curated record